CUAAUAUCGCCUCGACUGCUCCAAGAAGACAGCCUCACGUCACCGCUUCAGCGUUUCUCGCUGUAAACUGUUAGCUGCGAGUAGGUAGCUUCUUCCGGAGGAGCAUAUACUUGCGAGAUGCAGAGAGAGUGAUUCAUACAAGAUCUGAGUGCUUCUACCGCAAUUGCAGACCAACAAGCAUUUGGAAUCUUUAUAUCAGCGUACGAAAGAAACGCAGAGAGCGUAUUUGUUUCAUGUGCGAGUCAACAUUUUAGCUACGACUAGCUCCUGCAUCACUCGCGUCAGCGGGAAACCUGCCCCGCAAUGAAUAUGAUGAAUCCUGGAGGUAAUCCGCCCAACAUGGCUCCAACGACAGCGGGGCCCGGAGCUCCAAGCGGUCAGCAGGUACAGGCAGCGACUGCGGGUGCGUCAUGGCGGGUUUUUGCAAAUGACGAAGCAUUUGCAGCCGGAAACUCAUUGUCGCAGACAAGAACGGAAAAUUACCGCGCCAAGCAGCUGAGCACAGGGUCCUCGCAACAACCGCAGCAGCCCCAACCGCCGCACGGGCUUCUCAGCCUGCAGCUAUUGUUGAGGUUCUCCGACAGUGUGCGCCACUUGUACGUUUUUGUGACGGUUAUGUCCAUGCUUUUCAAGUUCGCCGCUUUUCCAAACUCGAAAGACCUGCAGAGUACGCGGCUCGGGGAGGAAAUACCGUGCAUUGUCCUCUUCUGGCUAAUCGAAGGCACCAGAAUACAGGUAUUGAUCGACGACUUCUCGUCAUCAAGUCGAAAAUUUGUAAUUUCGCCGAUGGUUCGUGUCUUUUGGUUUCGGCCUAGUCUUGUUCGUUCAAAUGUUGAUGCACAGUUGGACCAUUUUCGAGUUCAUCGUUGAUUGCACAUGGUGAAAGCCAAAAUGAAACUGACAGUUUGGGUAUGACGGCAACAAGACAGAGCGGUGUUCGCGGCUGGCGGUGUUCAAUCUCCUGAGCAUUCCGCAAAUUCUGUUCCUGGGUUUCUUCUUCACGGCGCAGGUUUACGUUUUGCGGAUCGACGGCUUCAUGAACCUGUCGCUGCUCAUCGUGACGGCCGCACAAGUGGGACUCACCCUGCCCCUUGCUAUUCGAUCGGGCGGCCUUCGACAAAUUGGCGGGGAGUUCGAAACGUUUGUGACAGCCGGGGGCGCCGGGUUUUUGCUCUUCGUCGUCUUUGUCUUGUUUGACGCUGGACAGACAGAGAACAGUGGGAAAACAUGUCCAACCACGAGGUUGACAGACUGCACAGUCACAACCGUUUCCUAAUUCACGGUAGAUGAUGAUUGCUGGGUCCCCUCUGUGGUCUCAAGAGAGAGUGCGAAGGAAGAGCAACUGGGACGAACGCACCGAAGCCGGUGCAGCAGCAGCA
Amoebophrya sp. A120 is the source of this 1379-nucleotide messenger RNA. NCBI's taxonomy places the organism in Eukaryota, Dinophyceae, Syndiniales, Amoebophryaceae. The record is from the annotation of a GenBank genome assembly.